AUGUUUGUGUUUACUCAUGGAAUGAUGAUUCUAAUGGAAUGGCAGAAACAGGAUUUCGUGCAAAAGAAACGACAGAGACGUGCCAAUGGAUUAGAUGAUGAUGCUGCGGAAGGAACUCACAGGAAAUCAGAUCAGUCAAAGAUAAGGGGAGCUUCCUUGACUGAAAUGUUUACUCCAUGUCAGUUGGAAGCGCACGUUGCAAUUCUCAAACAAUGGGUUGGUGAGACUAAGCCAAAGGUGGAUGAGAAACGGGCAAUGGGAGAGUGUAAGAAUGACUAUGCAUGUCAGUUAUGUGGAGUAGAGAAGCUUUUUUUCGCGAUAGGCGGCUGCUUCUUGUGCCGCACAGUUUUCAAGAAGAUGGACACAUAUCGCAGUGCAUCAAAAUUUGGUGUGGAGUGCCGAAUCUGUAGUAAAUGUUUAAAGAAAAUCGAAGGUGAAAAACUGAGUGUCUCUGGGCUUCAUAUUAGCAAGGAAAAUAUAAGUCUGGAUAUUGAUCCCCUGUAUCAAGAACCAUUUGUACAGUGUGAUAGAUGUGACCGUUGGCAACACCAUACAUGUGCAUUGUUCAACAAUGAAAGAAACAUUGGUGGGAAAGCUGAAUACAUUUGCCCAAAAUGUUAUAUUCAAGAUAUCAAAAAUGGGAUUCUUACUCCCUUGGAUCAGAGUGUUAUUCGUGGUGCAACAGAUUUACCAAGAACGAAGCUUAGUGAUUUCAUGGAAGGCAGACUCUUUUCACGUUUGAAGAAAGAACGAUAUGAUAGAGCAAAGGGCAUGGGAAAGAAUCCUGAAGAGGUCCCGGGAGCAGAAGAUCUUGUCGUAAGAGUUGUUUUAUCUGUUGACAAGAGAUUACUGGUGCAGCAAGAGCUUCUCAAUGUUUUUAAAGAAGAGAAUUAUCCGAAAGAGCUCCCAUACAGAUCAAAGACUAUUGCAAAACAAGGGGGUUCUCUACGUGCUAUGUAUGGUCUUACCCCCCCUUCAGUUGCAGAUGAUGAUUAUAUAUUUAACUGUCAUCCGGAGAUACAGAAGAGCCCCAAGGUUGGAUAUCUGCGGGACUGGUACAGAAAAGUGCUUAGGAAAGCAGCGAGUGAAAAAAUUGUUGCGAGUGUUACUAACUUAUAUGAUCACUUCUUUGUACCUCAUGGGGAACAUAAAGUAACAGCAGAUCGUUUGCCGUACUUUGAUGGUGACUAUUGGCUACCUACUGCUGAGGCUUUGCUCAAGAAGCUCGCAGAUGGUAAACUACCACCAGUAAGGAAGGCAAGGAAGCAAAAACCUUCUUUUGAAGCUGAUGGAUGCACUGAUGCUUCUAGGAAUUCAUUCGUGGACAAUCAGCUGAUGCAAGAGCUUGGUAAAGGCUUAUGGAAGCUGAAGGAAAAUUUUAUCGUUGUGCACUUGGAAACACAACAUAUGGCUGAGGAAACUGAUUCUGACGAAGAGGAAGUUAUUGAGGGGAGUCUUUUUGAUGGUAAGGAUAAUUUCAUGGAUUUCUGUGUGAAAAACCAGUAUCAGUUCGAUAAUCUUGGAAGAGCAAAGCAUUCCUCCAUGAUGAUACUUUACUAUCUACACUAUCCAAGCGCCUAUACACUGAAGCGGACAAGCCAAAAUGUGAUCAAUCCAGGGGUCGUACAACAAGUAGGCACUCAAGGGUAG
Molecule: messenger RNA, 1650 nt
Organism: Papaver somniferum (opium poppy)
Lineage: Eukaryota; Viridiplantae; Streptophyta; Magnoliopsida; Ranunculales; Papaveraceae
Product: probable histone acetyltransferase HAC-like 1
Exons: 3
Coding region: 1-1650 (549 amino acids)
Biological process (GO): positive regulation of transcription by RNA polymerase II
Cellular component (GO): histone acetyltransferase complex; transcription regulator complex
Molecular function (GO): histone acetyltransferase activity; chromatin DNA binding; transcription coactivator activity
Source: RefSeq, a predicted model, not a curated record